AUGGAGAUCGAGAGCAAGACCCAACACGCAACCGCGUCGCCAGAUGUUGAGGAAAACAUGAGUGUCGGCCAAUACAUCGCGACACGCUUCACCUCGCUGGUACCCCCGAUGAACCCCGCACCAAACCCUUUCAAAGCCCUAACCCUCCUAAAUAAGCAACAGUGGCUAAACUUCUUGGUCGCAUUCUGCGGCUGGUCAUGGGAUGCCUUCGACUUCUUCACCGUCUCCCUAACAACCUCCCAGCUCGCCGAAACCUUCGACAAAUCAGUGACAGACAUAACAUGGGGCAUAACCCUAGUCCUAAUGCUGCGCUCAGUAGGCGCCAUAACAUUCGGCAUAGCCUCCGACCGCUGGGGCCGCAAAUGGCCCUUCAUCGUAAACCAGCUUCUCUUCGUCGUCCUCGAGCUAGGUGCCGGUUUCUGCCAAACAUACAAGCAAUUCCUCGCCUGUCGCGCGCUGUUCGGCAUCGCAAUGGGUGGCUUGUACGGUAAUGCCGCUGCUACCGCGCUUGAAGACUGUCCUGCUGAAGCCCGUGGUAUUAUCUCCGGUCUUUUGCAGCAGGGUUAUGCUUUUGGAUAUCUGCUCGCCACUGCGUUUGCCCGUGCGCUUGUUGACACCACUCCCCAUGGCUGGAGGCCUCUUUAUUGGUUUGCAGCUUGUCCGCCUGUUCUUAUUAUUAUUUUCCGGCUUUUCCUUGGCGAGACGGAGACUUUUAAGAGGAGACAGGAGACUCGCGCUGAGAUACGUGGUGGUGUUGCUGCUUCUUUCUUGUCCGAGGGAAAAGUUGCUCUCCAGCGUCAUUGGCUAAUUCUUAUUUAUUUGGUGUUGCUCAUGGCUGGGUUCAACUUUAUGUCCCACGGCUCUCAAGAUCUCUACCCAACAAUGCUAGAGAACCAAUUCAACUUUUCCAAAAACGCAGUGACAGUCACGCAAGUCGUCGCCAACCUAGGCGCCCUCACAGGCGGCACGCUCUGCGGCUGGGCUAGUCAAAUCUUCGGCCGCCGCUUCUCGAUCAUAGUUAUCUCAAUCGUCGGCGGAGCACUACUGUACCCCUACACAUUUGUGACGAACAAGAACGUUAUUGCAGCCGCCUACUUCGAGCAGUUCAUGGUGCAAGGCGCGUGGGGUGUCAUCCCCAUCCAUCUAAUGGAGUUAUCGCCUGGUGCGAUCCGUACGUUCGCUGUCGGCACGGCGUACCAGCUUGGAAAUCUUGUCUCAUCUGCUAGUUCGACCAUUGAGUCGACUAUUGGUGAGCGGUUCCCCUUGCCGCCUACUGAGGAGUCGAAGCAUCGUUAUGAGUAUGGCAGGGUCAUUUGUAUUUUCAUGGGGUGUGUUUUUGCUUAUGUUAUUCUUGUUACGUUUGUUGGGCCUGAGAGGCUUGGCAGGAACUUUGAUGCUGAGCAUGAUGCUGAUUUGCAGGUUGUUGCUGCUCAUCGGGGGAUUGACGGGAAGGGGUAUCCUGAUGAAGAGAAGGGGAGGGUUGAGACUAUUGAGUAG
Messenger RNA from Penicillium antarcticum, 1497 nucleotides. Its product is annotated as sugar transporter family protein. The coding region runs from base 1 to 1497 and encodes 498 amino acids. Gene Ontology annotation, cellular component: plasma membrane. The record is from RefSeq and is a predicted model, not a curated record. Gene Ontology annotation, biological process: plasma membrane lactate transport. The transcript is spliced from 3 exons. NCBI's taxonomy places the organism in Eukaryota, Fungi, Ascomycota, Eurotiomycetes, Eurotiales, Aspergillaceae. Gene Ontology annotation, molecular function: secondary active monocarboxylate transmembrane transporter activity.